GCAGUGCGCGCGGCCGCCGCCGGGGGCGCUCUCGAGUAUAUAUUCUCCUCCAUGGUUUCUGCUCUCAGAGUAACUUCGCUGGCUUCAGAUCAUUAUACAGUCCCUUAUUCUCCACAUCUUUACACAGUUUGGGCUGAACAGAAAUCCCUGAAAACAAAGAGUCGAACUCCUGAGGCGCGAUAUGGACAUGAAGAAGAGGAUUCACCUGGAGCUGAGGAACAGGACCCCAUCUGAUGUCCGAGAACUGGUGCUUGAUAACUGCAGAUCAAAUGAAGGGAAGAUCGAAGGCCUCACAGCAGAGUUUGUUAAUCUUGAGUUUCUAAGUUUGAUAAACGUGGGUCUCCUCUCGGUCUCGAAUCUCCCCAAGCUCGGAAAACUGAAGAAGUUGGAGCUCAGUGACAACAGGAUCUCUGGAAAUCUUGAUGUUUUAGCUGAGAAACUCCCGAGUCUCACACAUCUAAACCUGAGCGGCAACAAACUGAAAGACAUCAGCACGCUGGAGCCCUUGAAGAAACUCGACCAUUUGAAGAGCCUCGACCUUUUCAACUGUGAAGUCACAAACUUGAACGAUUACCGGGAAAGUGUCUUCCGGCUCCUGCCGCAGCUCACGUAUCUGGACGGCUACGACACGGACGACCGCGAGGCCUCGGACUCCGACGGAGAUGCAGACGGAGUCGAGGAUGACGAGGAUGAAGAUGGAGAAGAGGAUGGAGAGGAGGAGGAGGAGGAAGAUGAUGAUGAAGAUGAGGUUGAAUGCGAGGAUGAUGUGGAAGACAGUGCAGAGGAUGAGGAUGAAGAUGAUGAUGAUGAUGACGAUGAUGAUGAUGAUGAUGAAGAAGAAGAGCAGGGAGAAAAGAGUGAGAAGAGGAAACGAGAGCCGGAUGAUGAAGAUGACGAUGAGGAUGAUUAAGAGCCGAUCUUUCCAUCCUCUGGUCUGUCCCGUGACCCCUGACCCCAGCGUUCAGCUCUGUUCUGGAUCUUCCUCACGCUCGAGUGGCAGGACCUGUGGGGACUUUGGGGACUGGGGUUUAGUUUUGGGUCUGUGCUUUUAAUAUUCUGUUGAAAGUGUUUUUUCUGUUGUUUUUUUUGGUUGAUAUCCUCCCCCUUUAGUUUUUGUUCCAAGUGUCCCGGGAAGAUUGCUCUGGGGUGUGUGUGCAUCACUUCAGCGUGUGCCUGAGGCACCAAUCAACGUCCUAGAUACAUUUUUACUUUCUGUAAGACAAAAACUUUGUAAAUAAAAUAACAUUUUGUGCUUUG
Molecule: messenger RNA, 1257 nt
Organism: Carassius gibelio (silver crucian carp)
Lineage: Eukaryota; Metazoa; Chordata; Actinopteri; Cypriniformes; Cyprinidae
Product: acidic leucine-rich nuclear phosphoprotein 32 family member B
Exons: 7
Coding region: 182-910 (242 amino acids)
Biological process (GO): regulation of apoptotic process
Cellular component (GO): nucleus
Molecular function (GO): histone binding
Source: RefSeq, a predicted model, not a curated record